GCGUGUGUGUGUGUGUGUGUGUGUUUGUGUGGUUUCACUGAAUUGUUCCACAGAAGUUGCUCAACUCUCCGAGCUCGCGCCGAGGUCCGUGAACGCACCGCGCGCCGAGUACUACUACUCGCGCAUCGUGUCGUGUCGAGUUGAGUGACAGUCCCACUGUGGCGGACCACCGCGGAGGCGGAACCGAGCCGGUGGGGGUAAACAGGCGGAUUCGUCCACGUUCGGAACCGCUCGUGGCAAGGGGCGUGCAAAACUUGAAAAAGAAGGAGGAGGAGAGACGUAAACAAGAGUGUUGGCGGAGGGGGGCAGCGGGGCGCCACACAUGGCCGAGUGGGGGGGGCCGGGAGAUGUUUGAAUGAGCUCCGCCAACUCGCCGAGAGGACACGACGCGUCGCCCGGCUGGCGGGCGCCGGCGGCGGGGGGCACCAUGGAGGGCCAGCAGGCGCCGGCGGACAACGCCGGCGAGGACGUGCGCAAGAGCGGCUACCUCCGCAAGCACAAGUCCAUGCACCGGCGCUACUUCGUGCUGCGCUCGGGCUCGGAGCGCGGCGGCGCGGCCCGCCUGGAGUACUACGAGAGCGAGAAGAAAUUCCGGAGCAAGGCCCCCGUCCCGAAGAAGGCCGUGCUCCUGGAGACCUGCUUCAACAUCAACAAGCGGGCCGACUCCAAGAACAAGCACAUGAUCGUGCUCUACACCCGGGCCGAGAGCUUCGCCGUGGCCGCGGACAACGAGGCCGACCAGGACGACUGGUACCAGGCCAUGGUGGACCUGCAGUGCAAAAGUAAGAACCCCUCUGACAAAGGACCUGCUGGGGACUAUGGCGUCCCCAAUCCUGGGCCGGCCUUCAAGGAGGUGUGGCAGGUGAAAGUAUGGCCCAAAGGCCUGGGUCAGGCCAAGAACCUGGUGGGGAUCUACCGCCUUUGCCUGACUGAAAAGACAAUCAACUUUGUCAAGCUCAACUCCGAUGCCGCUGCGGUGGUACUGCAGCUCAUGAACGUCCGGCGCUGCGGGCAUUCUGAAAAUUUCUUCUUUGUCGAGGUUGGCCGCUCUGCUGUGACAGGCCCGGGCGAGUUCUGGAUGCAGGUGGAUGAUUCAGUGGUUGCCCAGAACAUGCAUGAGACAUUGCUCGAGGCUAUGAAGGCACUCAGCGAGGAGUUUCGGCAGCGAAGUAAAUCUCAGUCGAACUCCGGUCCAGGAGGAGGUGCAACCGCCUCAAACCCGAUCAGUGUUCCCACACGGCGCCACCACUCGAACCCUCCGCCCAGCCAGGUGGGCUUCACCCGCCGACCCAGAACGGAGCCUCCCGGAGGAGCUAACGGCGCAACAGGGGUUAGCAGUGCCAGCGCUUCUCCCACCCCUCGACACAGCUUUCCAAGGUCUCGCACUGCCAGCGAUGGGAGCAAAAUUGAGGAGGGCCUGACAGGAGUCCCCAGCUCCAGUCCCUCGGCCAAUAGUCCUUGUUCCACCACACCGAUCCUCAGGUCAAAGUCGACGCGCUCAGUCCCCACCUCAAACGCUAAAACGCCUCUUGGUCUGAUGCGCUCAGUCUCCACGCCAGCACCCUCCCCAGCCCCAAGCUUGUCCUCCAGCUCUGGGCACGGAUCGGAAUUUGGGGGCAUAGCACCAUGUGCUGGUCCUGGGGCAGGGACCGGCCCCUACAGUCGUGUCCCGAUGCAUUGCGCCUCUGUCUCAGGUUCACCCAGUGACUACGGCUCCUCAGAUGAAUAUGGCUCCAGUCCCGGGGAACAGACGCUCCUAGUCUCCCCGAGCCUGCCUGGAAGUUCGGUUGGUAGCGUUGGCAGCCAGUCCUUUGGCGAGGAGGGAGCUAAUUAUAUUUUAAUGGGCCAGCAUAGCAGUGGCAAUAGCAGCAGCAAUCACAGCAGUGGGACAUCCAGCUCCUUGCCAGCACCUGGAGGACAAAUCUGUGGCUCCCAAGCCCAGACAAGGAGAGUGCUUCGCCGUUCCUCUAGCCGGGAGUGCGAAACGGAACGUAGGUUGCUGAGCAAGCGUGCCUCCUUACCUCCUAUGGCCUUGGAGAGACUGGUCCCGUGUCAGCACAGAGGUGAGGAGCCGGCAGAGGAAGACUCCGCUGACUAUGCUGUUAUGUCGAGGAGCACCAGCCGUGAAUCAUUUUCGUCCACGUCCUCCACAACGCAGAGGGAAUUCCUCAUGGGUGCUGGGUCAUCAGGGGGAGGUGGGGGUUACUUGGAUGUAGCAGGAGAGUUCAAAGGUGAACACGGUGCGGGAUCAGGUAGUGUUGUGGAUUUAGGAGUGGAUAAUGGCUACAUGUCCAUGUUGCCAGGAGUCACACAGCCUCCCGUGUGCCUGUCCCAAUCACUGGCGGUUUCUGUCCCGGACUUGGAUCCUAGACCUGCGGAUGAUUAUAUGGCCAUGACCCCGAACAGCAGUGUGUCCCCCCCACAGCAGAUCAGACCUCCGCCGACCUCUGAUGGCUAUAUGAUCAUGUCUCCCAAUAGUAGCUGCUCACCUGAUCAACGUGGCGGUCUCUCUUCAGGGGUUUGGGUGGGCAGUGGCAGUGCGGACAGCAGAGCAGGCAGUGACUACAUGAACAUGUCACCCAUCAGUGCUCGCUCUGUAAAUGGUAGCCCCCCGCCUUCAGAACACGCCAGUCAUUCAGAGACCAGUUCUCAACAGCAAGUCCCCAAGAUGGUGUACUCUUACUAUUCCCUCCCCCGGUCAUACAAACACAAUCCCUCUUCCAGACAUUUCGACGACGGACCAGGACGUGGCAGAAGGCCGAACGAGAGCGGCAGUAGGGGACUGGGUGGAGGUAGGACAAUAAGUGGGCGUCAGGAGCAAACGGCUGCGAGCAGUUCAAUGGCGGGGCGGCACCUGUCGCUUUCCUCUUCCUCAUACUCGUCCAGCUCAGCCAGCAGUGAGAGCCUUGGAGAAAGUGAGGAAAGAGCAGUAAGCGCCAUGGGUGGGGGUUCUAAAGAUGGAACUAAGCUCCAGCAGCGACGAGGCUCCGGUGGGUUGCCAAAACACGGUAUCCACUCUCGAAGUCGACCUGUGAGCUUGUUUGUUGACGUAUCCAAGGCCAACACGCUUCCCAGGGUCCGUGAAAACCCUUUUCCCCCAGAACCUAAGAGCCCUGGCGAGUAUGUCAGUAUUGAGUUUAAAGGGGAGAGCAGAAACCAGCCUGGGGUCGGGGGAGGGCGUGGGCGGGGCCUCAGGCAUAGGUCUUCGAACCCUCAUAGUACAAACAACCAGCAUCCUCAACACAGGCCCGUGUCUUGCCUCGGGAAUUUUAUCCCCGUAUCCUGCAGCCCAUCUGCCCCCAUUACUCCCACAGCUGUUUCUGAGUAUGUCAACAUGGACCUGGGCCCUUCUCCUUCGCCCUCACCCCAUACCCCGCUUGUUUUCCCUCCUUUCCACACCCCUCCCACACCGCCAACUCUUGCUCCUGCUUCCAAAAUCCCUGACGCCGGAUCAACUGACCCUUGUGAAGAGGUGGCAGUGAUUGCAGAGGCACCGCUAAGGAAAAUCGGAGAGAAUGUCCCAGAGUCGGAGUCCCCCACAUCAUGCGGGGACUACACAGAGAUGGCCUUCAGCCUGAACAACAACACCGCUUCCAGGUUGUCCUCCAGUGUCUCACUAAAAGCUCCUUCCCCGCCCAGGACUGAACCCUCCGUUGCAUCACGGGGUCUAGACUUUCCUUUAGCCAAAUCGGGCCCCAACCCAGACCACGGAGCUAAAGUUAUCCGUGCCGACCCCCAAGGACGUAGACGACAUUGCUCCGAAAGCUUCCUCACCACAUCUUCCCUCUCCGCUCCGGGUUCGACCUCCUCUUCGUCCACUGCCUCACUCUUCCCAGAACAAGCCGCCACCCGGCGGCAGGGCUUUGAAGGCACGGCGUGGCGUAAUUGUGCUGUCCCAGAUACCCCCACUCAGUCACCCCUUCCUGGACAGCAACAGGCCAUCGCCACUCAAACACCCACCACAGAGCAAGGCCUUAACUACAUAGACUUGGACCUGGCCAACAACGAGAGCCCCCAUUUAGGCCUGGAUGGGCCCCCGGGGAGCCAGGCAUCAGCGCGCCUCUUUUCGGUGCUGGGUGCAAGUUCUGGGGUCGGAGGAGGGGCUGCAGCGGUUGGCAACAGUAGCAGCUCCAGCGUCAACACGUACGCCAGCAUAGACUUCUACAAGUCCGAGGAGCUGCGGACACAUCAGAACGCAAAUAAUGAGGGAACAGAGUGCUGAUGCCAGCGAUGUCGUCCUUGGAGGAACAAUCUGUGAUGUCGGGGUGGAAAGAGAGCGCAGCUGCCAGCCAGCCACCGUGGCGACGCGGUCGUCGUGCCUCCGAGGAACGGGAAG
This is a messenger RNA of Phycodurus eques (leafy seadragon), 4336 nucleotides long. Its product is annotated as insulin receptor substrate 1-B. NCBI's taxonomy places the organism in Eukaryota, Metazoa, Chordata, Actinopteri, Syngnathiformes, Syngnathidae. The record is from RefSeq and is a predicted model, not a curated record. The transcript has 5 exons. Gene Ontology annotation, cellular component: plasma membrane; cytosol. The coding region runs from base 356 to 4222 and encodes 1288 amino acids. Gene Ontology annotation, molecular function: insulin receptor binding; phosphatidylinositol 3-kinase binding. Gene Ontology annotation, biological process: insulin receptor signaling pathway.